This is a messenger RNA of Triticum dicoccoides, 1763 nucleotides long. RefSeq lists its product as uncharacterized. The transcript is spliced from 2 exons. Gene Ontology annotation, biological process: regulation of DNA-templated transcription. NCBI's taxonomy places the organism in Eukaryota, Viridiplantae, Streptophyta, Magnoliopsida, Poales, Poaceae. Gene Ontology annotation, molecular function: double-stranded DNA binding. The coding region runs from base 108 to 1256 and encodes 382 amino acids. The record is from RefSeq and is a predicted model, not a curated record.
CAAGCAGCCAUCCGUUUUCCCCAUUCCAUCGCCGCCGCCGCCGCCGCAGCAUCCUCGCGCCUCCGUCCGCGCCCGCCGAAUCUCCCCGGCCUCUCCGCCGCCACGCCAUGCUCCGCCUCCGGUGCUCCAUCCUCACCCACCUCCUCUCUUUCCGGGCCACCUCUCCCGUAUCCCCUCUCCACCGCCUCCUCUCCGCGGCCGUCUCCCCCGACCCUGUCUCCGCCUUCGCCGUCGACGACUACCUCGUCCGUACCUGCGGCCUCACCCCAGCACAGGCCCUCAAGGCCUCCCCCAAACUCUCCCACCUCAAAUCCCCCGCCAACCCCGACGCCGUGCUCGCCUUCCUCGCCGGCCUCGGCCUCUCCGGCGCCGACGUCGCCGCCGCCGUAGCCAGGGACCCGCAUCUGCUCUGCGCCCAAGUGGAGAAGACCCUGGCCCCCGUCGUCGCCGGGCUCACCGGCCUCGGUCUCUCGCCUUCUGAGAUCGCACACCUCGUCUCGCUUGGCCCCCACAGAUUCCGUCGCAGAUCCAUCGUCUCCAAGCUUGAGUACUGCCUGACCCUCUUCGGCUCCUCCGACAACCUCUUUAGAGCCCUCAAGAGUGGCUCCGUUCUCUCCUCCGACCUCGAGGGGGUGGUCAAGCCCAAUGUCACCUUCCUGCAGGAGUGCGGGCUAGGUGCUUGUGACAUUGCCAAGCUCUACGUACUUAUGCCAUCGUCGCUCAGCAUCAGCACGGAACACAUCCGGACAGCAGUGGCGUGCGUCGAAGGUCUUGGUGUACCCCGUGGAUCUCGGAUGUUCAAGCACGCGCUACGAGCUGUUGCAUUCCUCAGCGAGGAGGAAAUCACCACCAAGAUAGAGCACUUGAAGAAAACGUUCAGGUGGUCAGAUGCCGAGGUGGGCAUUGCUGUUUCUAAGGCUCCAGGAGUGCUGUCGAAGUCUAAAGAAUCGCUGGAGCGAAGGUUCGAGUUCCUCAUCUCCGAGGUGGGGUUGGAACCGGCAUACAUUGCUUAUCGUCCAGCAAUGCUCAUGUACAGCUUGGAGGGCAGGAUGAGACCUCGAUACUACGCUGUAAAGUUUCUUAAGGAAAAUGGAUUGAUAGAUCAUGACCGGGACUUCUUUAAUACAGUCAUGGUCAGUGAGAAGGUAUUCGUCGAGAAGUUCAUAUGCCCUCAUAAGGAUGCUGCACCUCACCUCGCUGAUGACUAUGGAGCAGCUUGCAGAGGAGAGGUUCCAGCUAGAUUCAGUUUCACAUGAACCAAGACUAAUAAGGAAAUUGGAAACGUGACAAAACGUGGGAGCUAUGUCUUUGCUGUAUUAUACUUGAUUCUGAAGGCCCUGUUUGGUGAUGAUGCCUUGCCGCUUCAUUGACAAGAAUGGACUGACGGUGGCACAAGUUCUAUUCAGGGAAGCUUCUACUUCUCUUUUUUGAAUUUUGCAAGUUAAGUAAUCCUUCUAGUAUUGUACUAGUCCCUCCGUCCGAAAACACUUAUCAAAAUGAAUAAAAAGGGAUGUAUCUAGAACUAAUAUACAUCUAGAUACAUCCCCUUCUAUUCAUUUUGAUUACAAGUAUUUCCGGACGGAGGGAGUACUAUUGAUGUGAAUAAACUAGCAUCUGGUACAUUAAUCAUUUUUUUCAUUUUGUUGGAUCUUCACUUGGGUACAAGCAGUUUUAGAGUCACACAUGCAUGUAAACAGUACGCAUUAUGCAAUUUUUGUACUCUGAGCUCUGAAUUUGAAUCAGAUCUGAAUGUUAACUCUGAA